GACAGAGUAACUAUCGCAUUUAUAAUAUUAUAAUAGUAAGGAGGUAACAACUAAGACAUUAGCAUAAUCAUUAAAUGCUACUUAAUUGUACUAAUUAAAUUAAUUAUUUCUAGAUCAUGAAAUUGGCGUAACAGUGGAAAAACUACAACCCUUUAUAGAAAGCAAAGAUUUUGAAAACAUGUCCAUCGGUGGAGGUAUAGACGAAGGAGUUUCCUAUGAAUCAGACAAAGUACUACUAUUUUACCAAGAUAAAGCGCUAUUAGUACUUGAUGUUGACUGCUACGGAAUAGAGACGCAUGGAUCACUUAUGCCUGAUUCGAACAUUACAGCUAUAGGAAAGUGCGCGAAAGUGAUCGAAUCAUUACAAGAGUAUCGAGACGAGCAAAUUGAUUACAUGAAGAAGUUGCAAGUCAGCAACACCGGCGACUUUACCAGCAUCAACUUGAACAGAUUACAGGGCGCCCUGACAGAUAGUGUGCUGCCAGGCCGUAUAACUCUUCGUUACUACAUCAAUCCGUCAACCAGAUCGACAGUAUCCGAAGUGUUUGAUGAGCUGAAAGAAAGAAUCCAAAAACUUGGUAGCGAUAUAAAGUUGACCAUUCUUACAAAUGGCAAACCAGAUGCUAUCGCAUUAGCGUCAGCCAUUUCUCCGAGCCAUUAUUCCAUUGUACUAUUCGACGGCACCUUGAAUAUCACCCACUGCCCGGACCUCACUACUUGUAACAUUGCUGUUGCAAAAGUGAGGUCCGCGGCGUGGACGGUAGGCUUGGUGUCCGUCUACCUGGAGCCGAGUAAGCCCAUCGAACCUUACCUGGACUUGAUUGGCUCUGUCGUGGAGAGGCUGGAUACUGCCGACGUGAUACUUGGCGGCGACGUAAACGCGUGGUCCACAUGGUGGGGAAGCCGCACCACGGACAAGAGAGGUGAUCAGGUAGUAGCCAAAUUCGACGGGCUAGGUCUACAUGUACUCAACUGUGGGUCUGAGCCUACCUUUGAUACCAUUCGCGGUAUGAGACGGUUCACGAGCUCCGUGGAUGUAACUGCGUGCACGACCGCAAUGCUCGGUAGGGUGGUGAACUGGCGUCUCGCAGACGAUAUAUCCAGUUCGGACCACAGGGCGAUUCUGUUCGGCGUAAGACUUCAGGUAUCCUCAGGCACGGACAUUUGUCGCUCCACCCGGAAGUACCAUACUGGAAAGGCUAAUUGGGGCGAGUUUCGAGAGAAACUCGCCUCAAAGUGGAAAGAUAGAAAGUUAACAUCGGAGGAAGUGGAGAAAAUUACAGACAGGGACGUUUUAGAGAAGGUAGUCGACAGUUAUGUGGAAACCGUGGUGGAAGUCUGUAAUGAGACGAUACCGGGGAUACCUAGGAGGGGUAGAACAGGAUUGCCCUGGUGGUCCGAAAAGCUCUCUCGCCUUAAAAGGGAACUUUUAAGGCAGAAGAGACGGGUCUCCUGCGCGGCGCCGGUUCGUAGAGGUUGGGUCGUGCAACAGUACAUACAUGCGAAGGAGAAUUACCAGUCCGAGGUAAGGAAGGCUCAGACUCAGAGUUGGAAGGAUUUUUGUGGCCGUCAGGGGCGCGAGACCAUGUGGGAUGGGAUUUACAGGGUGAUAACCCGUACCGCAGUGAGGCACGAAGACCUCCCCCUCGUACGGGACGGAGUUGUGUUGAGCGCGGUUGAGUCGGCCAGGGCCUUAGCUGAAGCUUUCUAUCCCGAAGAUAGGCACAGGGAUGACAAUGCGGACCACGUAGAAAUGAGAACAGUGGCGAAUAGUGUGAACGUGGGGCCGCAUGAUGAAACAUGCGACCCCCCCUUCAAGAUGCACGAACUCAUGCGGUACGCGGGCGCCGAGUGGACCCGAGAGCCCACGAAAGGAUGUGUGCAGGGAUCCAUUGGGGGACCGACGCUCUGGAAUCUACUGCUGAAUCCGCUCCUGGUGGAAUUGGAGGAGAUGGGCGUCCGCUGCCAGGCAUUUGCUGACGAUGUGGUCCUGAUGUUCUCGGGAGAAGGAGCCGGUGACGUGGAGGGUGUAGCCAAUGGGGCUCUCGAACAUGUUCGGAAGUGGGGUGUACGUAACAAACUUAACUUCGCGCCACAGAAAACCAUGGCAAUGGUGAUUACCAGAAAAUUGAAGCACGACACCCCACGGCUGAGCAUGGGCGGGGGGCCCAUUGUGCUCACCAAGGAGAUGAGGAUCCUGGG
Messenger RNA from Papilio xuthus (Asian swallowtail), 2202 nucleotides. The record is from RefSeq and is a predicted model, not a curated record. Lineage: Eukaryota; Metazoa; Arthropoda; Insecta; Lepidoptera; Papilionidae.